Molecule: messenger RNA, 1353 nt
Organism: Dentiscutata erythropus
Lineage: Eukaryota; Fungi; Glomeromycota; Glomeromycetes; Diversisporales; Gigasporaceae
Source: the annotation of a GenBank genome assembly
AUGGCUACAUUCGGCGGAGACGAAGUUUCAGCUUUAGUUUUAGAUGUUGGUUCGUAUUGGACUCGUGCCGGAUACGCCGGUGAAGAUACUCCAAAAGCUGUCUUUCCUACUUCGUAUGGAUACAUUCCGGAAGCAGAAACAGCUGCUCCAAAUAUCGAUGAAGAUACUAUCAUGAAGAAUGCAGACAGUGACGCGACGAAGGGCGAAAGCGCGUUCGCUGAAAAUACCCUUAACAAAAAGGAGAAAGGAAAAUACAUAAUAGGAGACGCGGAAGUGGCAGCAUGGAGAUCUAACAUGGAAAUUAAAAAUCCUCUCGUUGACGGCUUGGUACAAGAUUGGGACGCGCUGGAAAAAAUUUGGGAUCAUGCAUUGCUUAAGAGACUGCAAGUAGAUCCAACAGAACAUCCAUUAUUCGUAACAGAAGCAGCUUGGAACACUAGAGAGAUUAGAGAAAAACUUACUGAAAUCGCGUUUGAAAAAUAUCAAGUGUUGGCUUUUUAUGUAGCAAAGAAUCCGGUGCUCUCAGCCUUUGCAACAGGACGCCCAACAGCCGUUGUUCUAGAUUGUGGUGCUAACACUACGAGCUGUGUUCCAGUAGUUGAUGGAUACGUUCUUAAAAAAGGAAUUUACAAACAACCAAUCGCCGGCGAGUUCUUAUCGGAUCAAAUUAUGCAACAAUUCCAAAAACUCGAUAUUAACGUGGUACCACAUUAUUUGAUCGCAAAGAAGACAGUUGUAGAGGCUGAUCAACCAGCCAAUGUUGUACAUCGUGACCGACCGAAUACAACAGAGAGUUAUCAUAAAUCUAUGCAGAUGAGAGUAAUACACGAAUUUAAAGAGUCUGUUUGUCAAGUAUUUGAGUCAACUUACAACGAAUUAGUAAUCUCCGCUCGUCCAAUGAAAACUUUCGAGUUCCCCAAUGGGUUCAACACAUCAUUCGGUAUCCAACGAUUCGACAUACCAGAAAUUCUAUUCAAUCCACCAAAAUUCAUAAUUCAGCCUGAUCGACCUAGCUUCGACACAAAAUCUUUGUUAGGAGUGCACCAAAUGAUCUACCACAGUGUUUUAGCUUGCGAUAUUGACAUGCGUCCUCUUUUAUUGAAUAAUAUUAUUCUAACCGGUGGUACUACUUUGCUACCUGGAUUUGCCGAUCGUGUAAAUUAUGAAUUGUCUAUGAUGGUUCCCGGGAUGAAAGUCAAACUCCAUGCGCCAGGAAAUACUGUUGAACGUAAAUGUAGCAGUUGGCUAGGAGGCUCUAUUUUGGCUUCAUUGGGAACAUUUCAUCAAUUAUGGAUUUCUCGAAAAGAAUAUGACGACCAUGGAGCAAUGAUUAUUGAAAAGAAAUGCGAAUAA